UCUGAAAAUAUGCACCGUACAUUCUCUUGUUGUACAUACAGUAAUCGCCAUUAAACCACUUCAGCCUCUAUUUAUUCAACCUUCAAAAAUCACAUAAACCCUCUUUUUUUAGUUCUUUUUUUUUUUUUUUUUUUUGUUUUCUUCUUCUUUUGUUUUUUUGUUGUUUAAACAACACAAAGAGGAGGAGGAGAAGAAGAAGAAGAAGAAGAAGAAGAAGAAGCUUUGGAUUGACAAUAUGAUUCGAACAUUAACACGUAGGUACACCCUUCGAACCUCCUCAUCUUGCAACCGUACGAGAAUGUCGUCUGAUAAUUCAGGAAAGUACCACCAGAAUCUGAUCCCUGAUGCCAAUGAUGAUGAUGAUGGUAUGGACAUAAGAAAUGAAGAACAAUCAAUGGUGCAUCAAAAUGUAGGAGCAGGAAUUCCCCAUCACGAUCUGCAAUCUGAUAUGGAAAUGAUGAAGGAAAGGUUUGCAAAGUUGCUCCUGGGUGAAGAUAUGUCUGGAGGAGGAAAAGGUGUUUAUUCAGCUUUGGCUUUGUCAAAUGCUGUCACUAAUCUAGCAGCAUCGAUAUUUGGAGAGAAAGGGAAAUUAGAACCCUUGGCUCCGGAAAGGAAAGCAAGGUGGAGAAAAGAAAUGGAUUGGCUUUUAUCUGUAACUGAUCACAUUGUUGAAUUUGUUCCUUCACAACAGAUAUCUAAGGAUGGUACCAAUAUGGAGGUUAUGAUCACGAGGCAACGGAGCGAUCUGCUGGCGAAUAUACCCGGCCUGCUCAAACUCGAUGCGAUUCUUAUCGAGACUCUUGACAACUUUGGACAAGAACAAGAGUUUUGGUAUGCGUCCAAAAAUGAAAAUCAAGACAUGGACAACAGCAGCCAAAGGGAUGACAAAUGGUGGCAUCCUAUCGUUAAGGUUCCCGAAAAUGGACUGUCGGAAACAUCACGAAAACGGCUGCAAUAUCAAAAGGAGUCUGUAAGCCAAGUGCUAAAAGCUGCAAUGAACAUCAAUGCUCAAGUCUUAUCUGAAAUACAAAUCCCAGAAAGUUACAUUGAUUCCCUCCCCAAGAAUGGAAGAGAAAGCCUUGGAGAUUCAAUUUAUAAAAGCAUCACAGUGGAUAGCUUUGAUCCCUUACAAUUUCUGUCAGCUAUGGAUUUCUCGACCGAACACAAAGUACUCGACUUCAAGAACAGGAUUGAAGCCUCCAUUUUGAUUUGGAAAAGGAAGAUGAACCAGAAAGAUGGAUGGAAUCCAUGGGGUUCGGGUAUCAGUUCUGGGAAAAGGGAGCUGUUUGAAGUGAGGGCUGAGACUAUCUUACUCUUACUCAAACAGCAAUUCCCUGGAGUUGCACAAUCUUCACUUGAUAUUUCAAAGAUCCAAGAAAAUAGGGAUGUAGGGCUGGCUAUCCAGGAGAGCUAUUCUAGGGUAUUGGAGAGCUUGGCUUUCUCAGUGAUGUCAAGAAUUGAGGAUGUUCUUCAUGCUGACUCCCUUACUCGAACACGAAGGUGCAGCGAGAUUGAUUGCUCCGGAGAUACUGAUACUCUCGGGAUCAAGUGAUCCAGACAUCUGCAUUAAGGUUGAUAAUGAGGAGAGUAACACGUUCAAACCAUCAUCACAUGGUUCCACCCCCAACAAAGGUUCCUACCUAAAGAGGAUUGAAAACUUAAACGGGCUAAGAAGUUGUGGAAUGAUCCAGAUUGAUUGAUAAAAAUGGUAAAUUUGGAAGAAAGGUAACAAGAGGAAUUACAAGGAUAAGGAAGAAGAGGGAGAGAAAUAUGUAGAGUUAAACCAAUGUAUAUAUGAGUCAGCCCCAUGUUGCAGGACUCCUUUGGGGCACUCACCUUUCUACACCUUACAUCGUUCUUGCUUCACAACUUGGGCAGGGAAGCCUUAAGAUUGAUGCUUUUUGAGAUUGCAUUCCGGCUCUAGGAUUAUAACAUUUUUUUUUUUAUAAUCCGGACUGCAACCAUUAGUUCAACUUCAUUUUCUUAUUUCUUUACAUUUUUAACUACAAAUAUAUCAACAUUGAUAUCAAAUGGAAAAAUUGUUCAAUCCA
This is a messenger RNA of Gossypium arboreum, 2051 nucleotides long. Its product is annotated as rop guanine nucleotide exchange factor 9-like. The record is from RefSeq and is a predicted model, not a curated record. The transcript is spliced from 6 exons. Lineage: Eukaryota; Viridiplantae; Streptophyta; Magnoliopsida; Malvales; Malvaceae. The coding region runs from base 236 to 1552 and encodes 438 amino acids. Gene Ontology annotation, molecular function: guanyl-nucleotide exchange factor activity.